AUGAGUAACGCGGCAGUGAAACGUGGUGAACGGGAGCAGGCGAUCAAGUUGGCGAUUAUUGCCAUUAAGUUUGGCAAGUCGUUACGGGCAGCUGCUGGAGAGUAUGGUAUACCCCGUACCACCUUGCUUCGCCACAAGCGGUUAAACACUGGCCUGAUGGUGCAAGCGGACCCGCUACAUCCUACGAUAUCGAUGGAGGAUGUGCAAAUUUGUAAGCGCGGAAGACCACCGUUGUUCCCCAAGGAACCAGAACGGGCAUUCGAAAAGUAUUGCUUGCUAUGCUCGGACAAGUUCUUCGGUCUAACAUCCAGAGACAUUCGUGUGCUUGCACCACAAUUCGCGAACCAGCUGGGGAUUCCGGUUCCCGACAAUUGGAUCGCGAACGCAAAGGCAGGCCCUGUUUGGUUUCGGAACUUUCUGCGCCGAAGGCCGAACCUGUCGAUGCGUUCACCCGAGGCGACCAGCAUAGCCAGAGUCUCUGCUUUUAAUCCCACAAAUGUGGGCAAGUUUUUCGAUCUUCUACGCACAGUAGCCGAGAAUAUAACGUUCGAACCAAAUUCCAUCUGGAAUCUGGACGAGACUGGAGUGACAACAGUUCAGAAACCUCAACGAGUUGCUAGUCGCCGUGGAGUCAAACGUGUUGGUCGAGUAACUUCGGCCGAUCGGGGCCCGUUGGUUACGAUGGUACUUGCGGUUUCCGCCACUGGCAAUAAAAUGCCACCAUUUUUCGUUUUUCCUCGAAAACGUUUCCAUCCACACUUUCUGGAUGGUGGUCCAACGGGAUGCGCUGGAGCGGUGAGUAAUACAGGGUGGAUGAAUGCAGAUAUUUAUCUGGAUGUUCUCCGACACUUUAAAGCAUUUACGCGAGUGUCCAAAGAAAACCCGCUUUUGUUGAUUGUGGACAACCACGGUUCACACAGAAGUCUACCUGCAAUCGAGUUUUGCAGGGAUAAUGGCAUUCACCUACUUACAAUACCACCCCAUUGCUCUCACCGCUUACAACCCUUGGACGUGAGUGUGUUUUCGCCGUUCAAACACGCAAUGAAUGUGCUGUGCGACGAAUGGACAUACAGGCAUCCCGGAAAGCCGAUGUCUAUUUUUGACCUUCCGGCUAUCAUCGACAGCGCUCUCGAACGGAGUGCCACGGAGCGAAACAUCAAGGCCGGGUUCCGGGCAUCAGGUAUUUGGCCCUUCAACCCGGAUGUAUUCACUGCAUUGGAUUAUGCUCCAUCAUCAGUGACAGGACCUUCCUUGGUUGACGAAAUAAUACCAGGAUCACUGCUGGACACUCUUUGCAGAAUCAGACCAAUCCCGCGGGCACCACCGCGUGCUACAGGCAGACGAGGACGAAAACCUGGACGAGCUGCUAUACUGACGGACCCCGCUGAAAUCGCUCUGAUGGAACAAAACAUACAAGCGAAGGGAGUAGCCCGACCCACUCAACGGCGAGUAGGCCGACCACGUAAAGCAACUGUGCAGUUUCAUAGCCUCGUUAGUGCACCACCAAGACCAACGAUAGUGGUGAUAAAGAGACCACCUGGAAGACCCCGCAAAUCGGAAGCGAUCAAGUUGGCGAUUAUUGCCAUUAAGUUUGGCAAGUCGUUACGGGCAGCUGCUGGAGAGUAUGGUAUACCCCGUACCACCUUGCUUCGCCACAAGCGGUUAAACACUGGCCUGAUGGUGCAAGCGGACCCGCUACAUCCUACGAUAUCGAUGGAGGAUGUGCAAAUUUGUAAGCGCGGAAGACCACCGUUGUUCCCCAAGGAACCAGAACGGGCAUUCGAAAAGUAUUGCUUGCUAUGCUCGGACAAGUUCUUCGGUCUAACAUCCAGAGACAUUCGUGUGCUUGCACCACAAUUCGCGAACCAGCUGGGGAUUCCGGUUCCCGACAAUUGGAUCGCGAACGCAAAGGCAGGCCCUGUUUGGUUUCGGAACUUUCUGCGCCGAAGGCCGAACCUGUCGAUGCGUUCACCCGAGGCGACCAGCAUAGCCAGAGUCUCUGCUUUUAAUCCCACAAAUGUGGGCAAGUUUUUCGAUCUUCUACGCACAGUAGCCGAGAAUAUAACGUUCGAACCAAAUUCCAUCUGGAAUCUGGACGAGACUGGAGUGACAACAGUUCAGAAACCUCAACGAGUUGCUAGUCGCCGUGGAGUCAAACGUGUUGGUCGAGUAACUUCGGCCGAUCGGGGCCCGUUGGUUACGAUGGUACUUGCGGUUUCCGCCACUGGCAAUAAAAUGCCACCAUUUUUCGUUUUUCCUCGAAAACGUUUCCAUCCACACUUUCUGGAUGGUGGUCCAACGGGAUGCGCUGGAGCGGUGAGUAAUACAGGGUGGAUGAAUGCAGAUAUUUAUCUGGAUGUUCUCCGACACUUUAAAGCAUUUACGCGAGUGUCCAAAGAAAACCCGCUUUUGUUGAUUGUGGACAACCACGGUUCACACAGAAGUCUACCUGCAAUCGAGUUUUGCAGGGAUAAUGGCAUUCACCUACUUACAAUACCACCCCAUUGCUCUCACCGCUUACAACCCUUGGACGUGAGUGUGUUUUCGCCGUUCAAACACGCAAUGAAUGUGCUGUGCGACGAAUGGACAUACAGGCAUCCCGGAAAGCCGAUGUCUAUUUUUGACCUUCCGGCUAUCAUCGACAGCGCUCUCGAACGGAGUGCCACGGAGCGAAACAUCAAGGCCGGGUUCCGGGCAUCAGGUAUUUGGCCCUUCAACCCGGAUGUAUUCACUGCAUUGGAUUAUGCUCCAUCAUCAGUGACAGGACCUUCCUUGGUUGACGAAAUAAUACCAGGAUCACUGCUGGACACUCUUUGCAGAAUCAGACCAAUCCCGCGGGCACCACCGCGUGCUACAGGCAGACGAGGACGAAAACCUGGACGAGCUGCUAUACUGACGGACCCCGCUGAAAUCGCUCUGAUGGAACAAAACAUACAAGCGAAGGGAGUAGCCCGACCCACUCAACGGCGAGUAGGCCGACCACGUAAAGCAACUGUGCAGUUUCAUAGCCUCGUUAGUGCACCACCAAGACCAACGAUAGUGGUGAUAAAGAGACCACCUGGAAGACCCCGCAAAUCACAGGCUGCAGCGGAUAAGAGGCCCGUUGGCCGACCCCGCAAGCCUCCAGUCGUUAUACUAAAAAGGCCUGUUGGCCGACCUCCAAAGUCACUAGCCAUUGCUAAGAGGCCCGUUGGCCGACCACCAAAGUAUCCAACCAUUGCUAAGAGGCCCGUUGGCCGACCACCAAAGUAUCCAACCAUUGCUAAGAGGCCCGUUGGGCGACCUGCUCAAAGUAAAGGCACUGCCAAGAGGCCCGUUGGCCGCCCACGCAAGAUUAAGAGGCCUGUUGGUAGGCCACCGAAACAACCAGCAACCAAAAUAAGACAUGAAUCUGAAUAAAUAAAAUUAAUCUCAUGUCAAAUUAUUUUAGUUUUUCUUAAUCAGAACAGGUCCGCAUUAGAUCACU
Molecule: messenger RNA, 3466 nt
Organism: Wyeomyia smithii (pitcher-plant mosquito)
Lineage: Eukaryota; Metazoa; Arthropoda; Insecta; Diptera; Culicidae
Exons: 4
Coding region: 1-3399 (1132 amino acids)
Cellular component (GO): nucleus
Molecular function (GO): DNA binding
Source: RefSeq, a predicted model, not a curated record